GUCAGCGGCUUUCCCCAUGGCUCCCUUGUUUUUGUGCCUGAAAUUGUUUUCUUUCUCUAACUUUUACUUUACACGCGGGGAAAACCGAACUUUGGUCACGGUAAACCCAAGCUAUGACGUUUAAUGGCUUCAAGCGUAUGUUGAGCUUGACGCCCACAAAUGCGUUUGCGUACUUUACGAACCAAAACAGCGAUCGCAGGCUAGGAUUUCGAGCGUACGGGGACAUGUUAGAACUCGAAGACAAAUAUUCGUAUAGGAGACCUGAAUUCCUGCAAUUAAACGAAGAAUCAGAGCAAGCAAGUGCUGAUCAUGAAGUUAGACCAAUCCUCAUCCCUCACCGGGAAUUGCCUCUAAACGCUGGCUAUGCUGAGGCAAUCAAUGCUGGAAAAACACUGCACAAAAAUGAGGACCAGGCAUUGGCGGGAAUGUUCUGCCUUAAUCUUGAUAAGAAAACUAGACCAGCUGGAAACGAAGCUGGGAGGAGCAGCCCUACGCACAUCACACAGACCAAGAUCCCAUACGCCUGCUUUGGAGUGUUUGAUGGUCAUGCCGGUGAAGGGGCUUCGUUAAUGGCUGUCAACACCCUGCAUAUUCACAUCAUGGAGAAGCUGUCGAGUGUGAAGGAGUUGCUAACAUGCAAGAGUGAUGAGAAGCUUGCCCUCUCUCCUCAGCUAGCAGAGGCAGUUGUGUCCUCUAUUUCAAUCGAUAAACUAGUUAUUGGUGCAUUAGAGGAAGCUUUCUUUGAAAUGGAUGAACAAAUAAGAAGAGAAAGAAAUACAUAUAGAAUCACUGGGGGUUGCACUGCUGUGGUUGCCCUCUUCCUAGGGAAGAAACUCUAUGUCGCAAAUGCUGGAGAUUCGAGGGCCAUUGUGUCUCAAAAAGGGAAAUUAAUAGAGUUAUCCAUGGAUUUCACCCCAGAGACAGAGCGCAGAAGGCUCCAACUGAUUGCCUACCAAAAACCUCACUUACUGGGUAGCGAGUUUGGUAGACUGGAGUUUCAGCAAAGGGCUCGCAAGAAAUUUGUCGGACAAAAGUUACUUUACCGAGACAGACACAUGUCGGGGUGGGCUCAUAAGAUUGUCACAGAGGAAGAUGCGCAAAAGUUUCCUAUGAUUACAGGAGAGGGUAAAAAGGCUCGCCUUCUAGACACGAUAGGUACCACAAGAGGGUUCGGCGACCACGACCUCAAAGUACCUUACUGCAAUCUUUCCAUCAAGCCAUUUCUUACUCCGGAACCUGAGGUCAUGACGUAUGAUCUGACGCAAUGCAAACACGACGAGGAUGACGUAUUGAUCAUAGCCACAGAUGGAUUAUGGGAAAAACUCACCAAUCUGAAGGCAUUAGAAAUAGUUGCUGAAGUAUUCCAAAAGACGCCAAAGCACGACAAGCGAAGGUACGUGGUCGCGGCCCAGACUCUUGUGGCCGAGGCGAAGGGAGUCCUUACCGAGAAGGGCUGGAGACGAGCCUGCGGAGAAAUGGGAUCCUAUGACGACAUCACUGCCUUCGUGAUACCUCUGAACAAUAGCGUGACAGAACAAAUCACCGUAGAGUACGACCACCACGAGCAUGACGUCACCUCCGCUUCCACAACAACCACGACAACUAGCACCAAGACUAAUGAAGUCACUUCCGCUUCCACAACAGCCACGACAACUAGCACCAAGACUAAUGAAGUCACUUCCGCUUCCACAACAGCCACGACAACUAGCACCAAGACUAAUGAAUUCACUUCCGCUUCGACAGCAUUAACGACGACAUCUAGCGCCAAGACUAAUGACGGCUCUUCCGCUUUCACAACAACAACGACGACAACUAGCGCCAAGACUGAUGCAAAUUAGGUACAAACAUAUAUUAUGUGUCUUGCGAAAGAUCUCAAGCCAAUAAGGGGGAGUCGGCGUUGACAAAAGGAGUUCCGCAUGUAGGUCGACUUCCUCAUUAUUAACAGUGUUAUCUAUUUGCCUAAAAUGAUCAGUAUAGCCUAUUUAGAUAUCUUAAGGUAUCUUGACUUUGUGUUGUUUAUAUACAAAUAAUGGCUUUUUUAAAAGCUCUAUGAAGGAAGGGGUAAGUGAUAUUAUAGCGGGAAGUGGUGGUUGGGGAUAAAUGGAUACCUAGUGUAGAUAGCGAGCUGGAGAGUGGGGGAGGGAGGGGGAAAUGUCUCAUCGUCGAGAUGUUGCUAUUGGGAUCUUAUGAUUCAAUGCCGGAGCAACAGCUCACUCGUCAGCGUUAGUCCAGACCUUGGACUCUCUUUGCGCUUGAAAUUCUGGCUCGCGUGGAAGGGAGUCUCAGGUCUAGGCUAACAAGCUGUACAUUUCAGAGUGAAGUUACGUCCAAAGUGUGCAUUGUAGUUGUCGCUUCGCUGUCGUUAUGCUCAAGACUUGUAUAAAUCAUCAUACGACUCGAAAACAGCGACUAAUACGCAACGUCAUCAUCCGUGCAGAAGAAGAUGUAUCCGUUUAUCAACAGAGUCAUUGCUAACACUAGAAUAGUGUAGCUAACUGUGGUUUUUUAUCUUUUUGGAAUUGGACCUCACAUAAAAAGAUAUUAAGAAAUGAUAUAGUAUAAAUGAUGAAAACUGAAACAAUUAAAUCCAGAUAAUUUGGAGAAAGGGUAACAAUUGGGGACGUAAAGCCGUCGUGUAAAAAUAACUAGAUGACCAAAUAAACAGACAGUCUAGUAGAAACCUGGUGGAGCUUUUCGACACGCUAGGAAGCUGUGUACUAGUAUAGAUUUUUUUAUCGCAAAUGGCCUUGAUAAAAAGGACAAUUUCGCUUUAUAAUCAGUAACUAAAGUAUUUAUAGACCCUUUCCAUCAACCGGGAAAAGUACUUUGAAUUUUAACUAACUAUUUUCGUAUCUUAAAGCAGUGUUACGCCCCUGUGUUUAGUACACAUAUUUCUUGUUAUACUUUCUUGCUUAUAUUAAAAGUUUCUUAUCGAAGGGUUUAUACUUCUACGUAUAUGGCAAGUUUUGCCAUCGUAGUCAUCAAAAAAUAAAUAAAAAUACGUCUGUGUUUC
This is a messenger RNA of Nematostella vectensis (starlet sea anemone), 3013 nucleotides long. Its product is annotated as protein phosphatase 1H. Gene Ontology annotation, biological process: protein dephosphorylation. Lineage: Eukaryota; Metazoa; Cnidaria; Anthozoa; Actiniaria; Edwardsiidae. The coding region runs from base 114 to 1838 and encodes 574 amino acids. Gene Ontology annotation, molecular function: protein serine/threonine phosphatase activity. The record is from RefSeq and is a predicted model, not a curated record. The transcript is spliced from 11 exons.